This is a messenger RNA of Capsaspora owczarzaki ATCC 30864, 1672 nucleotides long. RefSeq lists its product as hypothetical. The record is from RefSeq and is a predicted model, not a curated record. The annotation marks the transcript as partial. Lineage: Eukaryota; Filasterea; Ministeriida; Capsasporidae. The transcript has 6 exons. Gene Ontology annotation, molecular function: lipoate synthase activity; 4 iron, 4 sulfur cluster binding. Gene Ontology annotation, biological process: lipoate biosynthetic process. Gene Ontology annotation, cellular component: mitochondrion.
AAAUGGUUUCUUUUCAAAUCCACUUCCAUUUCAAAACAACGUCUCAGUCCUCUUAUUUUCACUUUUUAUUUUGUUCCAUCAUGCUCGCAACAGUCGUGUCGCGUCGAGUCGGAUUGCUCGCGAUGCCGUUCGUCCAGCGUGCUCAGUCGACGGCCGCCGCUGCUGCUGCCUCUGCUGCUGCUUCUGCUACUGCUGCUGCUUCUGUUGCUACCACGACUACCUCUGGCACCGCUGAUACACACUCAUCUCCAACCAAGGCGGGCGACUCGGCGUCGAUCGGCAAGUUCCGCGCCAAGCUCGCCCAGGGACCCGGCCUGGAGCACUUCAUGUCCCAGAAGCAGCAGUCUGCAUCUGCAUCUGCUGCGUCGUCAUGCAGCAGCGGGGGCAGUGCGGUGCCCGAGGACGCCGAGUUUGAAGGCGACGAGGAGCCGCACGAGGCCGCGCAUGGCCACACAGCCACGGCCACGGCCACUGCCAACGCAACCACUCCGACUGGGGCUGCCGUCGAUGCUGCCGCGACAGAUGCAAGGCCAGCCAGCACAAAGCCAGCUCGGCCUCGACUGCCUCGCUGGCUCAAGACCGAUAUUCCGGUCAGUGCCAGCUUCAACCAAGUCAAGAACGACUUGCGCGGUCUCAAAUUACACACGGUUUGCGAGGAAGCUCGCUGCCCAAAUAUCGGAGAGUGCUGGGGUGGAGGCAAGGGUACCGCGACCGCGACCAUCAUGCUCAUGGGCGACACUUGCACUCGAGGAUGCCGCUUUUGCUCGGUCGGUACCAGCCGAAACCCGCCGCCGCUUGAUCCCAACGAGCCGACAAACACAGCGCAGGCUAUUGUCAAGUGGGGUCUUGACUAUGUGGUGUUGACGUCCGUGGACCGCGAUGAUCUUCCGGACGGCGGCUCGCAUCAUUUUGCCGAAACCAUCCGAGAAAUCAAGCGCCAGAAGCCGUCUCUACUCGUCGAGUGCCUGACCCCUGAUUUCCGCGGCAAUCUCGAGCAGAUUGAACGCGUCGCGACUUCCGGGCUCGACGUGUAUGCCCACAACGUGGAAACCGUCGAAGCGCUACAGAAGCAUGUCCGUGACCGCCGUGCCAACUACAAGCAAUCGCUCGCCGUUCUCACGCAUGCCAAAAAGGUUCGACCGAAUCUGGUGACGAAAACGUCCAUCAUGCUCGGCCUUGGCGAGCGCGACGAGGAAGUGAUGCAAACUUUGAAGGAUUUGCGUGCGAUUGAUGUCGACUGCGUCACGUUUGGCCAGUACAUGCAACCAACAAAAAAGCAUCUCAAAGUCAUCGAGUAUGUCACGCCGGAAAAGUUUGCGUACUGGGGCAAGGUCGGAGACGAGCUCGGCUUCAAGUACACUGCGAGUGGCCCCUUGGUGCGCUCCUCCUACAAGGCGGGUGAGUUUUUCCUCAAGAAGAUUUUGAACGAGCGUAAAGCAAAGCAGCCCGCCGAGGCGUCGGGCUCGUUGUAGUGCAUGUCUGCAAUUUUUGGUUGUUGUUUUUUUGGCAACUUCUACUGCAAAGUUGAAUGAUGAAAAUUCAACCAAAUGGGGGUUUCAAGACUGGCGCACGGGCAAGGAAAAAAAUGUAACGAUGGAACAAAAUGCUCAACACGAGGCAAAACCAAAACAAACCAACAAAACAAAUAAAAACGAACAAUGGAAGAAAUCUC